This is a messenger RNA of Ostrea edulis (European flat oyster), 392 nucleotides long. Its product is annotated as WAP four-disulfide core domain protein 18-like. The record is from RefSeq and is a predicted model, not a curated record. Gene Ontology annotation, cellular component: extracellular region. Gene Ontology annotation, molecular function: peptidase inhibitor activity. Bases 91 to 339 code for a protein of 82 amino acids. NCBI's taxonomy places the organism in Eukaryota, Metazoa, Mollusca, Bivalvia, Ostreida, Ostreidae. The transcript has 4 exons.
AAGGAGAAAUGUAUUUAGUGAUUGAUAACGGUACAGGGCAAUGCCAUUAUAUACUGCGGAUAGCUAGCCAGUCUGAGACAGUUUGGGAACAUGAAGGUGAUUAUUCUCCUCUUCGCUUGUAUAGCAUUGGCUUCAGCUUUCAAGCUGGAAAAAGCAAAACGAGCCGCACAUGCUGGGGAUUGUCCACUGACAGACACAAAUGUUUUUGGGUUUUGUAUGUAUGAUCCAAACAAGAAUUGUCUUGAGGAUAGCAAAUGCGCGCCAACCGAGAAAUGUUGCCCAAGUGGUUGCAACAAAGUGUGCAUGACAGCCGUUCACCAUCAACUGCUUCUGUCCUAAUUGUACUUCGAAAUUUCUAAUGAGUAAACAUUCUCCGACUUGUCAAGUUUAAA